Molecule: messenger RNA, 5881 nt
Organism: Mytilus trossulus (common blue mussel)
Lineage: Eukaryota; Metazoa; Mollusca; Bivalvia; Mytilida; Mytilidae
Product: myelin transcription factor 1-like
Exons: 19
Coding region: 307-3552 (1081 amino acids)
Biological process (GO): regulation of transcription by RNA polymerase II
Cellular component (GO): nucleus
Molecular function (GO): DNA-binding transcription factor activity, RNA polymerase II-specific; RNA polymerase II cis-regulatory region sequence-specific DNA binding; zinc ion binding
Source: RefSeq, a predicted model, not a curated record
UGUCCAUUACAGGUAGUUUUCUUUGUGUAACACCCCAUCAGCCAUAAAUCUAUACCAAUUACUACCACUAAAACAUCUGCUCCUUUAUAUGUCCUUAUACUACAGUUAAUAUUUCACCUUCAUUAGUAUGCAUAGUUCUUAGCCAAUCAAAUUAGUUUAUACAAAUGACAAAGGCAGCAAUCCGAAAGACAGAUGCAAAAUUAUUAUAAUUGAUUUUUCCAAAGGAUGACAUCUCUUCUACUCAUUGUUCCAAGAGUUUGAACAUCUAACUUUGUUAUUGAAAAAAGGAUUUUUAAGAUAAAAUAAAUGGUUUUGAAGAAUUCUGAUGGUGGUAAAUCAAGGGGAACCGGAGAGGGAAAUGAAAAGAUGACAAACAAAAGAAAAAGUGCUGUGGAUACCAGAGAUUUAAGUAAGGCUGAAGGUUUGGAAAGUAAAAAAUCAAAGACAAAACAAGAUGCAGUUUCUGAUGGAUUCUGUCCUUUCCCAGGAUGCAAUGGACUUGGUCAUGUGUCUGGGAAAUAUGCUAGGCAUCGCUGUUUACAAAGCUGUCCACUGGCAGCAAACAAAAAGAAAAUAAGUCAAACUACCACAGUAAAAUCAACUCCAACCUCUAAGUCAAUACAGGUAGAAAAGACAGAUGCUGAGGGGAAUAUUAAAUGUGUCAAGGUCAGACUUGAUGAUGGUUCAGUUGUCAGUUCAGGUGAUGAGGAAAAUGGAUCACAAGAAGAAAUUCCAGUACAGCCAGUAUGUUCAGAUAUUCCAGGGGAAAAUCCUGAGGUAUCAUCAGAACAAGCAUGCUUCCAGGAAACAAAACAAGCUAUCCAACAAUUAUCUGACGACCAGGAUAUAAAACCAACACCAGAAGAUUCCAACAGUGAAACUAGUCAUGAAAAAAUUGUUAAAUGUGAAAUUAAGUCUGAAAAUGAAAAAGAACAGUCUGCUCCCGAUGAUGAAGACAACUUACAUAAGAUACAACAACAGUGUGAAACCAUCCAAGAAAAUGUCGACAAUCAAAUAGAAUUAGACAUGUUUGUCAUGGAUCACUCAACAGGGGAACAGGGUUUAUCAGAAGUUGUACAAACUGACCAAACAGAGAAUGUUGAACAAUCAUCCAUGGAAGAAUCUUCAGACACUUCCAUACAUAUAGAACAGUCUUCACAACCCAUGGAAGAAUCCCCUGUCAUUUCCCUACAAACUGAACAGUCAUCACAAGCCAUGGAAGAACCAUCAGUCUCUUUUAUACAUACUGAACAAUCUCCACAAUGCAUGGAAGAAUUGUCUACCUCACAACAAACUGAACAGACACAGUUUUCUGAAGAAAAUAUUCAGAUAACAGAAGGAGAUGCACAAUCACAAGUGGAACCAAUUGACCAAAACAAUGUUGAAACUGUUCAGACUGGUCCAUCUCAAAUUAUCAUUGAACAUAUUGAUUUAUCUCAGGCUGGUAAUGAAGAUAUGGACCAAUCAGAUGUUAUAGAUAUAUCUGAUGCGAUCAAGAAAGAAAAGCCAGAUGAGGAGGGAGAAUUCCAGGUGGUGGCGGAAUGGAGUGCUCCAAUGGAAGUGAUGGAGAGAACAGAUGAGGAAAAAGAAACACAAACUGUGGAAAAAGAAAAAUUUUCCCCAGAAGACAGUGGAAAGGAUGAUGGGAAAGAUAAAGAUGUAAAAUGUCCUACCCCUGGUUGUGAUGGAACUGGUCAUAUAACUGGGUUAUAUUCACAUCACAGAAGUUUAUCUGGAUGUCCAAAGAAAAGCCAAGCUCCUCCUGAAGUUGUUGCUGCACAUGAGAGUUUAACCAGAUGUCCUACACCAGGAUGUAUAGGGAAAGGUCAUGUAAACAGUAAUCGUAGUACACAUAGAAGUGUGUCAGGAUGUCCUAUUGCAGCCAUGGGAAAACUAGUCAGUUUAACAACAAAUCAAGCCAAAAAAACAGGUCUGCAUUUAGUCCUGCUCCCUAAAGAAGAUGACCCCAGUAAAGCGGUAUUGGCCGCUUGUAAUGAAAAAGAACUGAUUCGUCUUGCCGCCCAGAAGUCUCAAUCUGUCCCGUCUACAGGGCCUGCUAGUGAAUCAGAUAGAAUUCUUCGUCCAAUGAUACUCACCAAGCAAUUAGAACUACAGGGAACAGACUCUGUUGUAUCCACAUCGACACCUCGUGGUAAUCUAGCCAAAGAGCUGGAAAAAUACAGCAGACCGGACUUAGCAGCAAUGGCUAAAAAUCUUAAUGAUCCAAACGGAAUCAGUGCAACAACACCAGUACAAAAACCUCCACCAAGAAAAGACUUAAGUGAUCGACCUAACAUCUUACGUCGACCUAGUUUUAAGCCAAAGCUUGCACGUAGUCUGUCGUCCAGUUCAGAGAGCAGCAUUACAUUACCAGUCAGUCAGCCAGUAUCAUCAACAUCAUCUACCAUCAGUAACAUUCUCAGUCAACAAAAACAAGCAAACAUUGAGUAUACUAGAUCUAUCGGGGACUUAAAUACAGAGAGGUGUAGGAGUCCUAGUGAAUUCAGUACAGAUUCCAGAGGAGAUCCAUUUUAUGACGGCUUCUCAGGAAAGGGAGAUAAUUCACAAUGUCCAACACCUAAUUGUGAUGGGUCUGGUCAUGUGACUGGUAACUACACCUCCCAUCGUAGUGUAUCUGGAUGUCCAUUGGCUGACAGAAACAUUGCAACUUCAAAUCAAGUGGAUUUAAAAUGUCCAACACCUGGUUGUGAUGGUUCUGGUCAUGUGACUGGCAAUUAUGCAUCACAUCGUAGUUUGUCUGGAUGUCCUAGAGCAGCGAAGCUUAAAAGGAUGAUGGGAAAAGAUGGUGAAAGGAAAGAGGAAGAACCUUUACGCUGUCCGAUACCAGGAUGUGAUGGCUCAGGUCAUGUGACAGGAAAAUAUUUGUCACAUCGAAGUGCCUCUGGGUGUCCUCUUGCCAAUAAACACAAAUUACAACGACAGCUACUGGCCAGUUUAGAUUGUCAGGAUUCAGAUCUUGCCAAGUCAUUAAAAAUGGAUGGCAUUGUCUGUCCUACCCCUGGUUGUGAUGGUUCUGGUCAUGCUAAUGGAAGUUUCUUAUCACAUCGCAGUCUGUCUGGAUGUCCCAGAGCUACACAAGCUAUGAAGAAAGCUAAACUCAGUCCUGCUGAAUUGAGUAUUAUUCAUUCCAAACUUCAGAAUGGUGAAGAUUUACAUAAUGACGAAGAGCUUCAACAGCUGGAAAUUGACAUAUCAAAAAUCAAAGAAUAUAAUUUAGAAUUAGAUCAAGAAUUAGGUAAAAUGAGGUCAGAGGUCAUAACCUUAGAGAACCAAGUCUUACAAGAGGAGAAGGAAAACAAUGCUAUUCAGGAUCAAUCAACAAUACUCACUGACUAUUUAGCAACCUUGAAGAGACAAAUUUUAUCUGUGUUGUCCCAAAUUAACAUGCCCCAUUUAAAUACAACAUUAAUCAAUGAGGAGAAUUUAGAAGAAUGUAUAAAUCAGAUCCAAUCAUUAUGUUUUAAUAGAAAUGGUGGCAUGGUGGCUGGAAGUGGCAUUAACCUAGGCGUGUCAGAAAUUCAAGUGGCAUAAACACAUUGUUUAUAUAUGAAUGCUUUAUAUCUCAUUUUUAAAGGCCAAAGUAUCCUAAUGUGUCUUAAGCAUGCAUAAAAGACCAAAGUGUUUAAUUAUGAUAGAAGUCCUCAUUUUCUGCUGCAAAAAAAUCAAAAUUGAAAAUCGAAGAUUUCUUAGUAUACAUAUCAUGACUUUGUUUACAUUAUAAACGUUAAUGUUGUAAUUUAAAGCUUUAUUUAUGAUGAAACUAUUCAGGUGCAAAAGGCAGGUUGAGAAAAUGGUGAAUGCUAUCUUAUGGAGUUCUAAUUUCCCAUGAAUAACUUGUAAAAUAUCUGAAUUCUGUGGAAAGUUUGUAAGACGUAAAGCCAGAAAUCUUUGAAGGAAAUUCAUCUUUUGACAAUAUAAAAAACCUAUACAUAGUCAUAAGUUACUGAAAAAAUUACUUUAAAAUGUUGAUCUUGGAGAUCCAGAUACAAAAUAAGAAAAUUAAUGUUUAAAAGUUGUAUAUUCUGUACAAUUGCUGUCCAAUUUUCUACAAUGAUGUGCUUGGUUUAGUGUUCAACCCUAUUGCUCAAUAAAAAAACAUAUUAUCCGUAUAAUGUUUGCUCAAUACUUAUUCACAAAAGCUUGUGCCAAAAAGGAAAUGUUUAGCUAAAGUAUAAAAUACAUGCAUUAGACUUGCAGCUGUUUCAUGAUGAGAGUUAGCACAGUAGUAUAUUUUUGUCAACUUAAACACGUUUGUUUCCAUAGAAAUCACUCUUAUCUUUAGCUAAUAUGUAAUAACCAUAACUAAAUGAAGAGCCAAAAUAAUGUAUUUCACCAUUAUAAAAGUUUGUCUCUUAAUUUGCCAACGAUGGUCGUUUUUUUAUGCAUAAAGCAAUUUUUAUUGAGGUCAAAAAUUAGACAGCUUAUGUUGAAUUCAUUUCCAAAUAGUCAAGACUUGAUGCACUUUGUAGUUGACAUAUAAUGAACAUUAGUAAUUGAUAUCCUAAUCUUGACCUGGAUGUCAUUUAUCUAAUUAAAUGACUUGGUUGCUGUGAUGUAAACACAACAUCUCUGUUUAGUAACUCUUUUAUUAUUACGGUACUCUUCAAUAAAAGCAAGGACUUAUAUUAGAUCUAUAUACGUCCCUGAUAAAAGUAAAAAAAUUGCCACAAAAAGUGUUUUUAGAUAUAUAUGUUAGAUACAGUAAUUUGUUAUGUUUUAUAUAUUUAUAUAUUUAUUAUGAAUCAUUCCAUUGUAAAUACUAAAACCUUCAGUGUAUAUGAGGAAAAAACAAAAGGUGCUUUUUACACUAAUGUUUUAUAUAGAACUUGUGAGUUUCUAAGUAGACUGUAUUACAAUUAUCAUCUAACAUUUGUUUUAACUUUUUAAGAAAACAGUUUUUCUAGUUUUUUUUUUAAUAUCCUACAUAGUAACUUUAUGCUUUAUUUGGAACAGCAAAAAUAUCUCCUUAACAGGAGGGACAGGGUCAUGUUUUGUAAUGCCUGCAAUUUUGAGCCAAAAAAAACAUGCUUGCAUUUAAGUUGAUGGUCAGUUAACCAGAUAUGGACUGGUUUCCUUUAGAUUUAAUUAAGAAAAUAGCUUUAUGAUAAAUCAGUUCAGACUGGUCUCAGUUUGAAAACUAUUUUAUCCUACAUUUUAUUUUAAUCUUAUUAUUAUUUAGUUAUAACAUGUAGCCAUUUAUGGUUUUUAAAUGUGCAAUAUAUGGAGUUUAAAUGUGCAAUAUAUUUGUUUAAGGAAAUUGGAAAGAGGCAGUUCUAACUUAUAGGUCACACAACUUUAAUGAUGAGUUAUAUGUAUUAUAGAGUUUUCAAAAAGUGAUUUGUUUAUUUUUCACAUUGAAACAGCUAAAAAUCUUUAGGUGCUUUAUUAGUAAGAAGCAUCAAAAUAAUAUUUUUAAUGAAAAUUUCAUUUGCUGAAAGAAUCACAAGUAAAUAUACAGGACUUUCAUUAAUUUGGAAUGGUCUAAAUGCUUGUUUGUUAAUAUUUUAAAUUUUUCGUUAUCUCUAAUUAUUUGAAUUUUGAUCUGUCUUUUUCAAUCUUUUUAUAAAAUCAACACAAAGUAUGAUUAGAAGUUUGAGAAGGUUGUCAUAAAUGUCAAGGUUAUGUGAUCUUGUGUAAUCUUGUUGUGAUGUGGAUUCCAGGCUUAUGAGGAACAAUUAUAUGUUGAUGUGUUACUACAUGUUUUCAUGUUUGUAUAACCCAUUCCAUUAUGUAUAGAUAUUUGUUAUGUACUUAUUUAUUUAUUUAUUGAACAUUCCUCUUUGUUAUAAAAUAUGUAAUUUUAAUUUUUUCCAUCGUGAGAUAAAAAGGUGCAAUAUUUUCAGCAGAUAAAUGCUUCAAA